This is a messenger RNA of Daphnia pulicaria, 682 nucleotides long. RefSeq lists its product as uncharacterized. The coding region runs from base 104 to 667 and encodes 187 amino acids. Lineage: Eukaryota; Metazoa; Arthropoda; Branchiopoda; Diplostraca; Daphniidae. The record is from RefSeq and is a predicted model, not a curated record. The transcript is spliced from 2 exons.
GCAUCGACACAAAUCGAUACAUAAGGUCUCCUCUGUGUAAAGUAUAAAAGCAAAGUCUUUGGCCAUUUGAAAGACAGACUCGCAGAACCAAACAAUCUCCAACAUGCAGAAUUACUUCUUUGUCCUGAUCCUGGCGGUCGCUUCCGCCCACACUCUGCUGAUGGAUGAGGAACCCAUGGAUUUCUCCCGUGAACGCCGUCAAGUUCCUUCGUUCGACCAGGAGCCGGAAGUGAUUGAGCCAUCGGCGGCCAGCACAUCGGUGGUCGAUCCAUCGGCGGACAGUACAUCGGUGGUCGAUGCCGACGCCAAGCAGGCCCUUCCAUCGACGUUCCAGCCCCACUCUGAGGAUUGCGUCUACACCAACAACCGGAUGUUCCUCGGCUUGGUCCUCUACGUCAGGAUCAACGUGGCCAGCGCCUUGGUGUGCGGCAACACCAUCUGCAGCAGCGAUCCCAGGUGCACCCACUUCACCUACAAUCCCAACGCCGACGGAGGCACUUGCACCCUGUGCAGUCAGCCGGGAUCGGGCGGCACCUGGUCCGUUCCCACUCCGCCGUCGUCUCGCAUCGUUUGCGGUCACAUCCCGAGACGAUCCUGCAAUCCCAAUGCUCUCAUUUCCAUCUGCCUCGGUCUCGAUCUUGGCCUCGGUCUUUUGGGUAAAAAGUAAAAAAUUACUGGAAAA